AUGUCUCCAGAAAUGGAUCCCACAGAGACUUCCCCGUUGCUGGGGCCUCAAAGCAACGGCAAUGCUCCCUCGACCGGGGCAAUCCCCAGGGAUCCCGAAUCCGCAGAGCAGUCCGAUGCAGCACAAAACAAGGAUGCCGCUGAGAACAGAAAUAAACUCGCAUACAUUAUCCCUGCGGUCUCGCUUGGAAUCUUCUUGUCGGCCGCCGACCAGACGAUUAUCAUGGCCAGUUACGGUCAAAUUGGGAGUGAUCUCCAUUCGCUCAAUCUCACCAGCUGGAUCGCGACGUCUUAUUUCUUAACCCUAACGUCUUUUCAACCCCUAUACGGUAAAUUGAGCGAUAUCUUCGGCCGGAAGACCUGUUUGUUGUCAGCAUAUGCCAUCUUCGGCACGGGCUGCUUGUUCUGCGGUCUGGCACAGAACAUUCAUCAUUUGAUUGCUGCUCGUGUCUUCCAAGGCAUUGGAGGCGGUGGGAUGACUACCGUGGUCAACAUUCUCAUGAGCGAUAUUAUUCCCCUCCGAGAUCGGGGAGUAUGGCAGGGAGUCGUCAACAUCAUCUACGCCAGUGGCUCAGGAAUUGGCGCACCCCUAGGUGGAGUCUUAGCCGAUUACAUCGGUUGGCGAUGGGCCUUUAUUGCCCAAGUUCCACUUUGCAUAAUUGCCUUCAUCGCUGUGUCUAUCAUGCUAGACCUACCUUCGCGAGAAGACAGUCACUGGAAAGAUAAACUCCGGCGCAUUGAUUUCCCUGGCGCGAUCGUCCUCGUUGGGGCUGUUUUCAGCUUUCUGCUUGGUCUUGAUCGAGGCAGCAAUGUAUCUUGGUCUUUGCCUAUAACAAUCGUCUCGCUGAGCGUAUCGGCGGUCCUGUUUGUGCUCUUCCUUGUGAUUGAGACCUACUACGCAAGGGAGCCGUUCGCACCCCGUCACAUAAUUUUUGACCGCACAUUCUUUGCGGCCUACAGUUGCAACUUCUUCAGUUUCGGGGGCGUUAUCGCCUCUCUGUUUUACAUCCCGCUGUAUUUCCAGGCCGUAGAUGGCGUCUCUGCUACUGCUUCUGGAUUACGGCUCCUACCUAGUAUACUCACUGGAGUUUCUGGCUCACUAUUUGCUGGGUUCAUGAUGAAAUGGACUGGGAAAUUCUACUGGCUAACGGUGAUCGCGUAUGCGGUUCUGACUCUGGGAGUAACACUAAUCUUCCUGUUCUCGGGGGGAGUUACCGAGAACCUCGUUGUUAUGAUUAUAGGAACAAUGGCACAGUCUUUUGGUAAUGGCAUCGGUGUCACGACCACUCUGAUCAGUUUGAUAUCAAACUCGACACCCGAGGAUCAGGCUGUGGUCACUGCCUGCUCGUAUCUCUUCCGAUCUUUGGGAUCAGUGAUUGGGCUUUCCCUGUCUUCCACGGUGGUGCAGCAAGUCCUGCGCGGGCGACUGAGGUACGCCUUGCGCGACAGCGAGGAUAUCGAUCGUAUCGUCGAGGGCGUCCGCCAGAGUCUCGAUUUCAUCAAAACCCUUGAUCCAGCCGUUGCAAAGGUUGUUCGCAGCUGUUACGGAUGGGCAACAAACAAGGGCUUUUCUCUCUUGGUUGGCAUCGUGUUCUUUGCCCUUGUCAGCAGCUUCUUCAUUCGCGAGAAGAAACUGACACGAUGA
Aspergillus melleus is the source of this 1644-nucleotide messenger RNA. RefSeq names its product putative MFS multidrug transporter. Lineage: Eukaryota; Fungi; Ascomycota; Eurotiomycetes; Eurotiales; Aspergillaceae. Gene Ontology annotation, cellular component: fungal-type vacuole membrane. The transcript has 6 exons. Gene Ontology annotation, biological process: basic amino acid transport; transmembrane transport. Gene Ontology annotation, molecular function: basic amino acid transmembrane transporter activity. Bases 1 to 1644 code for a protein of 547 amino acids. The record is from RefSeq and is a predicted model, not a curated record.